Drosophila kikkawai is the source of this 3367-nucleotide messenger RNA. It is a transcript of the gene Pka-R2, whose product is annotated as cAMP-dependent protein kinase type II regulatory subunit. The record is from RefSeq and is a predicted model, not a curated record. Gene Ontology annotation, molecular function: protein kinase A catalytic subunit binding; cAMP binding; cAMP-dependent protein kinase inhibitor activity. Gene Ontology annotation, biological process: negative regulation of cAMP-dependent protein kinase activity. Gene Ontology annotation, cellular component: cAMP-dependent protein kinase complex. NCBI's taxonomy places the organism in Eukaryota, Metazoa, Arthropoda, Insecta, Diptera, Drosophilidae.
CGGGAACUGAAAUUUCGAAGUCGAAAUUGAAAAAUCGGGCAGCACAGACGACGGAAUCGAAAUAUAGUGGCUCUAUAUUUUCGAUUUUUCACCGUUCACACUUGUUUACGUUUGCCAUUAAAAAUUUUCAAAAAAAAAAUUAACAACUAAAAACGGUAAAGCGCCGGGUGGAAAUUGGAUACGUGUGCCGUUGUGCGUCGGAUCGGCGGAUUAUGUGCGUUUUCUGAGCGAUUCUACACCAAAAAUCCAUAAAAAGCAAACAAGAAGUGAAGACAGGAACCAGCUAAGAGCAGCGGAGAGACGAAGGAGGCCAAAGAGGAGCAGCAGCAGGUGAAACCAGGUGGACGCAGGAGAUUCACCCGCCUAGAAAGCAUCAUCAUCAUCAUUAUCAUCAUCAACCUCGUCAGCAGGUGACAGCGAAACACAUAAAAAAGUCAGCACAAAUAUGUCGAGCGAAUCGAGUCGAAGGAUCCAGGUGCCCGAGAAGCUAAAGGAGGUCCUGCUGCAGUUCUCGAUUGCCUUUCUGGUGGAACAGCCUCCGGAUGUGAUCGACUAUGCCGUGGAAUACUUCAGCAAGCUGCAGGCCGAGCGUCCCAGUGUGGCCACCACGGAGCAGAGCACCGAUGACCAGCUGAGCGUCAACUCACAAGAAGCCGAUGCCGAACCGCCCGUGAUGCAGGGCACACGCCGCAAAUCAGUUUUCGCCGAGGCCUACGAUCCGGAGGCGGAUGACGAUGAUGAUGGUGCCACUGCCGUGUUCCCCAAGACAGAUGACCAGCGGGCUCGACUGGUGGAGUCGGUAAAGAAUGUACUCCUCUUCCGAUCCCUCGACAAGGAGCAGAUGAACCAGGUCCUGGAUGCCAUGUUCGAGCGAAAGGUUCAGCCAUUGGACUACAUUAUCCGCCAGGGUGACGAUGGCGAUAACUUUUAUGUUAUUGAAUCAGGCAUCUACAAAGUCUAUAUCGAUGACAACCACAUUAACACCUACACUCAUACCGGACUCUUUGGCGAAUUAGCGCUGCUGUACAACAUGCCCAGAGCGGCCACCGUACAGGCGGAAACGAGUGGUCUACUUUGGGCCAUGGAUCGCCAAACCUUCCGCCGCAUCCUGUUGAAGUCGGCCUUCAGGAAGCGGAAAAUGUACGAGGAGCUGUUGAACAGUGUGCCCAUGCUGAAGGCCUUGCAGAACUACGAACGCAUGAAUCUGGCGGAUGCUUUGGUUUCAAAGAGCUACGAAAAUGGCGAGCGCAUCAUCAAGCAGGGUGAUGCCGCCGAUGGCAUGUACUUCAUCGAGGAAGGCACAGUUUCCGUGCGCAUGGACCAGGACGAUGCCGAGGUGGAGAUCUCUCAGCUGGGCAAGGGCCAGUACUUUGGCGAACUGGCGCUGGUGACACAUCGGCCAAGGGCCGCCUCCGUCUAUGCCACGGGUGGCAUCGUCAAGCUAGCAUUCCUGGAUGUAAAGGCAUUUGAGCGUUUGCUGGGUCCCUGCAUGGAUAUUAUGAAGCGCAACAUUGAUGACUACGAGUCACAGUUGGUGAAGAUAUUCGGCAGCAAAAACAAUAUCACCGAUACACGAUAAAAAGUCUGAACAACCAACAACAACAAACCACCAUCAAACAACAGCUACAACAACAACAACAAACAGCAACUGAAACCUGAAGAAAACCGGUCACUUGCAGGCUUCUUAGGAUAUUUUAUUUUAUUUCGUAACCAUGUUUCUUUCAAAUUGAGCAAUACAACAACAGACAGCAGGAUAACAAACAAAAACACAUCCUUUAACAAGGCACAAAAUACCAAAACAAACACGUACACAAUGGACACAAGAAUCAUCUAAACUUAAUCAUGAAUAUUUGAUAAUUGAAAUUAAUCCAUAAUACUACAAUGAUAACGAUAAUAGCGAUGAUAAUAAUAACGAUGAUGAUGAUGAUUAUGAUAACUGUUGAUCAUGUUGAUGAGAAGUAGCUAUAGCUUUGCCAUAUUUCUAUAGCAAGGCGAGUUAAGAAUUGUAUUGUAUGUAUUUAGCAAUUGUAAUUUGUAAUGUAUUUAAUUGGGCAAAAAUGAAUUCAACUGCGGCAAUCAGCGGCAAGAAACAAAAAAAACAAGAGAAAAACAAAAACAAAAAACGAUUGGCUCAACCGAAAUGUUAAAAAUACUAAUUUAAGCUUUGUUUAUUCAUAUACAACCUUUUUUUGUUAUCCAUUGAUUUAUUCAUAAUUUAGAAAAUAACGCAAACACACUUGUUUCAUUGGCUGCUAAUUAAACGAUAAGCAAACGAGUUAAGCAAAAUAUAUCAACUAAGAGCAAAUUGAACACACACCACAAACACACACACACACACCCUCUCUAAACACACUCGCACACACACACAUCAGCAAGAAGGGCAGGAGAAAGUCCCUGAAAUUUAAUUCAAAUCAAUGUAUAUGUACUAGUCUAGGAACAGGUGCGUGCUCCAGCCAUUAGCCAUCGGAGGAGAGGAGUGAAAGAUAUCAGAUUAGCCGAUCCCGAACCCCCACCCGACCCGACUCGAAAGCGAUCUCAGAAGCGAGUAUAUCUUACAUUUGUUAUUCGGUUCUCGGUGUUAGGAAGCAUAGGAAAAACUAUAAAGUACCAGGGAAUGAAUGCUAAAGGCACAAUCAAUAUGUUGCAUGGGAUCAACUUAGAAAACUUUGAGAAAAACUAGCGAAAAAAUACGAAAUUUAGCAGCGGAGAGCGAGAAGCGAAUAGCGAGUAGCAAGACAGAGAGUAAGCAGCGAGUAGCUAGAGCGAGAAGCGAGCUUGAGGUUCAAAUCGAGAGAGAAAGUUGUGUGCACCGGGGUGACAUUUGCUUAGGAUGAUCUUGUAUCUUGAUCGCUUUUAGCAUUACGAAUGUAUCUUUUUAUUUUCGGGCCAUAGCGAAUCUUGUUAGGUGAACGAAUCAAAGCAAUAUCGACGGCCUAGUUAAUGUGUACUUAGUAUAUUCCUGUUUUCGUUGCUGUUCAAUAUACCUACAUACCUGUGUGUACUACCCUAUAUACCUAUAUAUCUCUAUUUAUAUAACUGAAUGAGCUUAAACUAUAAACCUAAAUCUAUACCUAAACGACUCCAACUACUUUACUACCCAAUGUUUUGAACAGAAAACAAAAGGAAAAAAAAAAGAAAAACAAAGCGUAACUAAACAAAUCUUAGAAGGAUAAUCAAUGAACUUGCAUGUGUAGGGUAUAAAAUAAUAUUAUAAAAUUAAAACAAUUCAACUGGCAUACCAACAGUCGACAGGUGUUCAAAGCUAAAAGAAACUACAUAUAAUAUAGAAACCGAAAAAUAUCAUAUGUGUAAUUGCUACAAGUCGUUCAAGGCAAGGCGGAAUAAUAAAACUAAAGUAUAUAUGAAA